UCAAACGAAACUAAGCAUGUGCUCCGUAUUGCUGACACUCUCACUUUUUUUCUCUACCUAUGUUCAUUCAGAGGGAGGCAGAACUUCCAAGCCAAUGCAACCCAGAAACUGGUACUACUAUCCAACUGCACCCCCUGAGAAAAGCAAACCAGGAGAAGGCGUUUUCGAGGCAAGCGUGUUCAGCGAUUGUCCCGGGCAUGUGAAUAAAAGUUGCCGGCUUGGUUACUUGCGAGAUAAUAACACUGGCUGCCCCCCAUGUUGCAUUUGCCUCACCAGUCAUGGUGACGGGUGGAAUACUGGUCCCGGAAUAUGCGUGAAAAUAAAUUAGAAACAAGUGCACAUCUGAAGAGUUGCCUUCAGUACAAUAAACUAUUACUGU
This is a messenger RNA of Rhipicephalus microplus (southern cattle tick), 379 nucleotides long. RefSeq lists its product as uncharacterized. Lineage: Eukaryota; Metazoa; Arthropoda; Arachnida; Ixodida; Ixodidae. The record is from RefSeq and is a predicted model, not a curated record.